UUAAUGCUUUCUUGAAGAUGAUUUCAGACACACUGCUGGGAUACUGCCUCUACUCGCUGAAGCAGAAUCCUCUGAAGAGUUGCUGAGGCAGAACUGAAAUCAUGGCUCACCUCAAAGAAGCAGCAGUAUUGGCCGUUAAUGAUGCCUCACACAGAAAGACGGUGCUCCUUUAACUCGGGGUUUUAAUGGGAAGUUUCUAAGCCUGAAACAACAGCUUUAGACCUGGGGUGUGCCAUCAGCUGCCUUGCAGCUACCACUGUCUACUGCUUUCACACAGCGUGGUCGGGAAGAAUGGAGACUAAAGAGGCUUGUAACUACCUGUAACUGUUCCACCAGGAAAUGGAUCAAGUGUUUGUUCAGCCAGAGCCAGAUUCCACCCAUCAACACGGAGGCCAAGGAAAAUUUAAUGAGCCAAAUAACUUAUGGCUCUUCAAAUUACAAGAUCUGUGGGUUUUAAGGUGUCAUUGUGACUUGAACUAGCUGUGAUUCUUUCAAACAAGACUUACUUCAAAUGUGAUGGUCCAGCACCUCAGUCCGACUUGAUGACUUGUGCUUUUGUUUUUCCUCUCUGCAUCAGUUAGCUGGCACCUCGGAUUUUGAAUUCAGUUCCCUGGACUGUAAGGGGUUGAAGAUUUGAUUUAACCUAUAUUUAAAAAGGAAAUGAUCCCAGAACAGCAAAUAAUUCCUCAAGGAGCUUAUUGUAUAAUAAGGAGGAGAUAAACACUCUCAAGACUUGCACUGUAAUCAGUGCUGCCACCGAGUACAGGUGAUGUCUCUGGAGAUGGAGUAAAAAACACCCCAUCCUUGGUGAAGGGAGACAAAGAAGGCGCCACCGAGAAUAUUAAAAUUAGACUCUAUUUCCUGAGCACCCACAAAUGGACCUGACAAAGGGAAGACACAGAUGUACUGCGUGAUGAGGAAAGCCUAUCAGGAUUAAAAUAUGGCUAUAACUCAGCCUCUCCAGAGUGCAGCCACCAUGACCUCCGCAGAUUGAUGAUGGAAGAAAAGAAAACCAGGAUAUCCUGUGCUCUGGCUUCCCUGGACCAUGGAUGGAGGACAGCCCAUCCCUUCAUCCCUAGUGCCCCUUGGGAACGUAUCAGCAGAUUCUAGCAUGUCCCUGGAGCAGAAAACGACAUUUGUUUUUGUGAUUUUGUUGUUUAUUUUCUUGGGCAUUCUCAUUGUCCGAUGCUUCCGGAUUCUUUUGGAUCCAUAUCGAAGCAUGCCAACCUCUACCUGGGCUGAUGGACUUGAAGGCCUGGAGAAAGGGCAGUUCGACCAUGCCCUUGCUUAGGAGGGAUGGUGUGGGAUCUCCUCCUGAGGAGAUGAAGUGCUUUGUGUCUUGGCGAGGAUUCCCUUUAUUUAGUGUUCUCAACAAAUCAAAUUUAAACAAUAUUUGGUCCCAGGACCAUAAUCCAUUAUUCCAUAAAUAUGCAGUUGGGUUAAAGACAUUUGAGGAUGUUGGAAAUGGACACUUAUAUAACUAAUCCAACAUAAGAAGGUUUAAAUUUUUAUGUUUGCUCAAUGAAUGAGUACUCUUAAAAUUGUGUGAUUGUGAAACCAAGAGCGUUAAUACUGACAUAGAUUUGCCAUCAAACAAAACACCACCUGAUCUGACUAAAGAAUAAAAGACUAGAAAGGAUCUCAUUUGAAUCUGGUGACAAGGCCAGGAAGAGAUUUCCUUGCUCUAAUUAUGUCUAUAUUUGUUUUAUUUCAUGGGCACCUAUCUGGGUCCUGAGCAGAAUGAGGAAGAUUGUGCUGAAUGGACCCAAAGUAGUUUCUUGUUUUCUCCUAAAGCAGGGAGCAUUGGCAAGUAAUGGGAAAGCUUAAAAGAGAUGAUUCUGUCCUUGGUAAAUGUGAGUGAGAAUAGCGUUUUGUUUUUCAAGUAAAACUUAAUUCAAAGGCUACAAAGUUUUAAAAACUAUUUACCAAGCCAACUACAUUAUAUGUAUUCAUAUUAACAACAUGUGUAGAGGUAGCUAUACAUUACUUGAAUUUACACUUUACACAAAUGAUUUAAAAAAUAGGUUGCAAGUGCAGCUUAAAGUUUUUUUUUUAAUGAAAAGUUAAUUGUUUAGAGGAGAAGACUUUUAUAGUCUUCAGAGGAAUGUGUAUUUAUGAUUGUAUAUAGUCACCAAAUAAAACUUUUCAAGAAACAGAAAUGCUUCCUCU
Pan troglodytes (chimpanzee) is the source of this 2169-nucleotide messenger RNA. RefSeq names its product cortexin 3 (gene CTXN3). Bases 1046 to 1291 code for a protein of 81 amino acids. The transcript has 4 exons. The record is from RefSeq and is a predicted model, not a curated record. NCBI's taxonomy places the organism in Eukaryota, Metazoa, Chordata, Mammalia, Primates, Hominidae.